Messenger RNA from Monascus purpureus, 1635 nucleotides. The record is from the annotation of a GenBank genome assembly. Lineage: Eukaryota; Fungi; Ascomycota; Eurotiomycetes; Eurotiales; Aspergillaceae.
CGGAUUUCGAUCUCCAGUCUGUCGCAACUCUCCCCUAACUGCUUUGCUCGACACUCCCACCAUGCUCUAUUGCUUCAAUGGCUGAACUGUACCCAUCACUGGCGCAAUGCGCCAUCGUUGCUGCUGCGUUCAAGGUGCUCCUCUUCCCCGCCUAUAAAUCGACAGAUUUUGAGGUCCACCGCAACUGGCUGGCUAUAACACAUUCGCUUCCAGCCAAGGAAUGGUACUAUGAGGAAACAUCCGAGUGGACGCUAGACUAUCCUCCGUUCUUUGCAGCUUUCGAAUGGCUGUUGUCGCGAGCGGCAUAUUACGCAGACCCUGCGAUGCUAAUUGUCAAGAAUCUUAACUAUGAUUCUUGGCAGACCAUCUAUUUUCAGCGAACCACGGUCAUUCUCUCCGAGCUUGUUCUCCUAUAUGCAUUGAAUCGAUUUGUCAAGUCCACGCCUGAACCGAAUAAGAAGCUCGCGCAUGUUGCGAGUCUCUCGAUCCUUCUGUCUCCCGGCCUGUUGAUUAUAGAUCACAUCCAUUUCCAAUACAAUGGGUUCCUCUAUGGAAUACUGGUUUUCUCUAUCGUUCUGGCACGAAAGCAGUCGACCCUUCUCUACAGCGGCAUCACUUUUGCCGUCCUGCUAUGUCUGAAGCAUAUCUAUCUUUAUCUUUCCCUCGCAUACUUUGUCUAUCUGCUAAGGGCCUAUUGCUUUGACCCCAAAUCCAUAUUUCGACCAAGAUUCGGGAACGCAUUCAAGCUUGGGGUCAGCGUAUUGAGCGUGUUCGGCCUAGCGUUCGGACCAUUCGCGCAUUGGAACCAGCUGCUACAGCUGAAGGAGAGGCUCUUCCCUUUUUCGAGGGGAUUAUGUCACGCUUACUGGGCGCCUAAUGUCUGGGCAAUGUACUCAUUUGUGGACCGUGUUCUGAUCCCAUUCGCACCGUCUCUGAGACUGCCGAUCAACCACGAUGCCCUGAACAGCGUCACUCGUGGUCUUGUCGGGGAUACUUCAUUUGCAGUUCUUCCUGAAGUAACAAAAGAGCAAACAUUUAUCUUGACAUUCCUGUUCCAGUUGCUCCCUUUGAUUAAACUCUGGUUGCGUCCGGACUGGGAAACGUUUAUCGGAGCUAUCACUCUCUGCGGAUAUGCUUCCUUUCUCUUUGGCUGGCACGUCCACGAAAAGGCCGUUCUUUUGAUCAUUAUCCCAUUCAGCCUCAUUGCACUCAAAGAUCGACGCUACUUCAGCGCAUUCCGACCUUUGGCCGUAGCAGGUCAUGUCUCACUAUUCCCGCUUCUCUUUACCGCAGCGGAAUUUCCUCUCAAGACGGUGUACACGGUUAUGUGGCUGGUCUUGUUCCUGUUCGUCUUCGACCGGGUAGCGCCAGUUCCAGAACGGCCUCGGAUAUUCCUUCUCGAUCGCUUCUCACUCCUAUAUAUUACGAUUGCCAUUCCGCUGAUUGCCUACUGUUCUCUGGCUCACCAACUGAUAUUUGGACCUAAUCGGUACGAGUUCGUGCCACUCAUGUUCACGAGCAGUUACUCGGCUCUGGGGGUGGUUGGUAGCUGGGUUGGGUUCAUGGUGAUUUACUUUACCGCAUAGCUUGUAGAUAUGUGCAAAAAAAUAUUAGGGCGAUUGAAUUGGUUGAGAA